Messenger RNA from Telopea speciosissima, 456 nucleotides. RefSeq lists its product as uncharacterized. NCBI's taxonomy places the organism in Eukaryota, Viridiplantae, Streptophyta, Magnoliopsida, Proteales, Proteaceae. The record is from RefSeq and is a predicted model, not a curated record. The transcript has a single exon. The coding region runs from base 1 to 456 and encodes 151 amino acids.
AUGAAGGACUUCAAUGCGAUUUUCGAUAUUGAUUGGUUGGCUACCUAUAAGGUGAACCUAGCUUGCGCAGAGCAAUGGGUUGUUUUCAAACCUAUCGAUGGGGAAAAAUUUGUGUUCGAUGGUGAUGGGAAAAAGCGAUCUAAAAGGCUUAUCAUUUCGGCUCUUCAAGCCAAGAAACUUAUGGAUCAAGGGUGUGAAUGCUACCUAGCAUCCGUAAUUGACACAGAGGCUAAGGUGGUGCCACUAGAAGAGUUGAAGGCCGUGAAAGACUAUUCAGAAGUUUUUCUAGGUGAUUUGACUGAGUUGCCUCCUGACAGAGAGACCGAGUUUGCCAUUCACUUACUACCUAGAGUGGCACCGCUAUCCAAAGCCCCACACAGGAUGGCUCCAACACGAAUUGAAGGAAUUGUAGGAGCAGUUGAAAGAUUUGUUGAGGAAGGGUUUCAUUCAUCCUAG